Populus euphratica (Euphrates poplar) is the source of this 1445-nucleotide messenger RNA. RefSeq names its product basic helix-loop-helix (bHLH) DNA-binding superfamily protein. Gene Ontology annotation, molecular function: DNA-binding transcription factor activity, RNA polymerase II-specific; protein dimerization activity; RNA polymerase II cis-regulatory region sequence-specific DNA binding. Lineage: Eukaryota; Viridiplantae; Streptophyta; Magnoliopsida; Malpighiales; Salicaceae. Bases 281 to 1087 code for a protein of 268 amino acids. The record is from RefSeq and is a predicted model, not a curated record. Gene Ontology annotation, biological process: regulation of transcription by RNA polymerase II. The transcript is spliced from 5 exons. Gene Ontology annotation, cellular component: nucleus.
GAAAGCUAACAGGGUUUUAACCAAACCGAAUGCUUUGAAGGACUAAACCACGGUUUUCUCGGGCUAGGCGUGGUUGACUGAAACACUCCGAAACCCAAAGCCAGUAUUGGAAAUAUCCCAGGCCCCCACAAACUUCACUCCCAUACUACAUAACACAGAGGUCACUUCACUCUAAGGAAACGGCUGCUACCCCUGUCCUGACCACACCACCACACUCACACAAACAAAGAACGCCAUUUGUUACACGCUGUAUUCUUCGUGAUUCUAGGCUUUGUUUUAGAUGUCUGGGAGUGAGAGUUUUCUUGAGGGGAGCCAUCUUGUAGCUGAGGGCAAUCCUCCUAGUUUGUCUGAGCUGCUCUUCUCUAAUGAUGAUGAUGAAGUGGGUGCUGGUAUUGAUAUGGCCCAUGCCUCACGUUUCUCUUCCACUGGAAAGUCUCCCAGAAUGCUUUGUUUCGGGGGGUAUACCCAUCGGAAUGAAAGUGUAACUGUGAUGUUUAGUGAAGCAACAAAGACCACCCCUCAAAUCUCUGGAGUCACAUGCAGUGACUCAUCUUCAGCUUCUUCUGGUAACAAUUGCAACGGCACUGUUAAUGUAACACGUACCGUCUCCAAAUCAAAUAGAAAAAGAAAUGGGUCCAGCCAAGAAGUAACAGCGAAUAGUACUAACACCAGAGCCAAAACUAAUUUGCCUAGCCAGAGAACCAGCAAAAAGACGAGAACUGAGAAUCCCAGGUCAACCGGAAAUGCUAAGGUGAAGAGAGAGAAGGUGGGAGACAGAAUCACUUCAUUGCAACAGCUUGUAUCCCCCUUUGGCAAGACAGACACAGCUUCAGUGCUCCAUGAAGCGAUGGGAUAUAUCAGGUUUCUGCAAGAUCAGGUGAAGGUCCUGUGCUCUCCCUACCUGCAAAAUCUACCUGAAGGCGGAGAGAUUGGAGUAAAGGAGCCAAUAAAGAAUCUGAGCAGCAGGGGGCUGUGUCUUGUCCCAGUGGACUGCACCGUUCACCUGGCAAGCAGCAACGGUGCUGAUUUCUGGUCACCUGCUACUACUGAAAAAAACCACCCAUCAUUCUCAUCAAGUAAACAGUGAAUCUAUUCUAAUAGUUAAUUCUCUGCCUAUAUUUUUGGGAGCCAGGUAGCUCAAGGUGGAAAAGGGUCAAAAAGGGUAAACGGACAUGGUAGUAAAAAUACCAAAGGAAUCGUGCAUGGUGGAGAAGAACCAAGCGUCGGGUGCAAAGGGGUUCUCUGCCUAUUUUUGAUGUAAACUAGGCGAGACUUUUGGGAAGUUACCGGAAGGUGGAGAAGGGCUCUCUUUGUUUUGGGGUGGCAGCCUCUUUGGCAUAGUUAGCUUUCUAACACGGAUCCCACCUGUAAAUGUUCCCGGCAUUACUGAUAUCAAUGCCAUUUUUGGUAAGAAGGGUUGGUUGCUAGUCAAACUGUCUCUUUUA